ACCAAAACCCAACUUAUCCGAGAAGCGCUUUCCGAUCCCCUUGGAAAGGAAAGCAAGCGAGGAUGUCAGCCGUUGUGCCUGAGGCGUCAGGCAUUUGGGGUUGGCGCGGAGGAAGCAGAUUGAGAAGUGACGCUCGACUUUGCCGACGAGCGUGAGGAGCAGUGGCGAUUGCGGCCUGUCGGCGAUUCGCCGCGCCGUCGUUUCGACAUCACGUACCGAUGGUUGUGCGAGAUGUCCUACAUAAGGCUGAUUCAUCAUGCACACUUCGAAAGCCAAUCAUCGUGAGACCGAUAUGCUCCUUUCCCCGCCCACUUUCCUCCUUCGCAUCCUCAUGUGCGCCGCUCUCUACCGGACCUUUACACGCAUCGACGCGGCGGCGUAUCCGAUGCAAAUGCAAGCACAAGUCACACCGCAGCCAGAACAACUUCGGCCUCUGCUGUUCAAGCAGAGCGAGUAUGCGCUCCAACGAGCUACAAUCAUGGCGUGGCCCACAAAACAUUCGUUGCGCGGGGAUGACAUUGCCCAGACUCGCACCGAGAUUGCUGCCAUCGCAAGGGCAAUAGCCCUGCAUCAGCAUGUUCUUAUGUUCGUCCACGACGACAAGCACAACAUAAACGUAGACAGCCUAUGGGCCCGCGACACGGCGCCCUCAUUCGUCGUGCGAGGUCGCGAAGCUCACGAGCUGGCCGGUGUUCAGCUCAACUUCAACGAGUGGGGACAUAAGACACACACGACAAGAGACGCCCGAUUUGCAAAGGCGGUCAACACGGAACUGAAGAUCAGACCCAUCAGUACGUGGCUACACAUGGAGGGCGGAGCGCUCGAGGUCGACGGUCAGGGCACAUUCAUGGGCACGCUCAGCUCUAUUGUCAACCCGAAUCGCAACAAGGGAGCAAGCCAAGCGGACAUCGAGGCGGAAAUGUCGAGACUUUUUGGAAUCAGACGGUUCAUCUGGCUGCCCGGCACAGCUGGCAUCGAUAUCACCGAUGACCACGUCGAUUCACUGGCGCGCUUUGGACCAAACAACACCAUCAUCGUCGCCGGUCGGAAUUAUUUCCUCAGCGAAAAGGAGCGUGCCGACUAUGUAGAAGGUCGACGAAUUCUUGACCAAGCUGUCAACUUCCAUCAACAGCCGUAUCGAAUCGUUGAAGUGCCUGACGCCGACUUUGAUGCAUUCAGCCGUAAAUUUGGCGAGGAAGACGAUACAACCUUGUCGUACGUCAAUUUUGCCCUGGUCAACGGGGCCGUGCUGGUGCCUUCAUUUGACGAUAAUGAGGCCGAUGGUAAGGCCGUUGCCAUUUUCCGCAGCCUUUUCGUUGAUCGCGAGAUCGUGCAGAUUCCGCUCCAGGCGCUAGCCCAAGAAGGCGGCGGCAUACACUGUGCAACUCAAGAGCUUCCGUUUGUCUAGCGGUGGAGAUAUUGGAGGACUUCGUGCUAAGGUCAUCCGACACAUACUGUGACUUCUCCCCCCGCUCACAAUGACAAAAUUUUGUUCUCGACUCGUGU
This is a messenger RNA of Acaromyces ingoldii, 1506 nucleotides long. RefSeq lists its product as hypothetical. The record is from RefSeq and is a predicted model, not a curated record. The transcript is spliced from 3 exons. Gene Ontology annotation, molecular function: protein-arginine deiminase activity; agmatine deiminase activity. NCBI's taxonomy places the organism in Eukaryota, Fungi, Basidiomycota, Exobasidiomycetes, Exobasidiales, Cryptobasidiaceae. Gene Ontology annotation, biological process: putrescine biosynthetic process. The coding region runs from base 257 to 1408 and encodes 383 amino acids.